This is a messenger RNA of Terrapene triunguis (Three-toed box turtle), 1960 nucleotides long. It is a transcript of the gene OXSM, whose product is annotated as 3-oxoacyl-ACP synthase, mitochondrial. The record is from RefSeq and is a predicted model, not a curated record. The transcript has 3 exons. NCBI's taxonomy places the organism in Eukaryota, Metazoa, Chordata, Testudines, Emydidae. Bases 68 to 1456 code for a protein of 462 amino acids. Gene Ontology annotation, biological process: fatty acid biosynthetic process. Gene Ontology annotation, molecular function: 3-oxoacyl-[acyl-carrier-protein] synthase activity.
GAGGGAGACAGAGCUGACCACAGAGGAGAGGGGGAGAAACGUAUUUCAGGUAACCCUGGUCUCCACCAUGAUCUCACAGUGCUUACCAGAUUUCUUAAAAAUUGUAAAUUUUCAUCACCGGAGUCCCAAAUUACAUCAGUGUUUAAGAAGUAGCAAAAAUGGUUUCAGCACCAAGUCACUUUCCAAACGUCAAAGGCGAGUAGUUGUCACAGGUAUUGGUUUAGUGUCUCCUCUUGGCGUUGGGACUCAAUUCGUGUGGAAUCGCCUUCUCCAAGGAGAAAGUGGGAUUAUCUCUCUGGAUGGGGAAGAAUAUACAAGUGUUCCAUGUAGAGUGGCUGCUUGUGUGCCAAGAGGAAAUGGCAAGGGUCAGUUCAGUGAAGAAAACUUUGUGUCAAAAUCAGAAAGCAAAUCCAUGUCUUCUGCCACUAUCAUGGCCUUGGGUGCUGCAGAGCUAGCAAUAAAAGACUCUGGCUGGCAUCCACAGUCUGAACUGGAUCACUUAACUGCUGGUGUGGCAAUUGGAAUGGGAAUGGUUCCACUGGAAGAUAUUUCCAAUACAGGCUUGAUGUUUAAAACAAAAGGUUAUAACAAAGUCAGCCCAUUCUUUAUCCCUAAGAUCUUAAUCAAUAUGGCAGCAGGUCAGAUCAGCAUUAGAUACCAACUGAAGGGGCCCAAUCAUGCUGUAUCAACCGCUUGUACCACAGGAGCACAUGCUGUUGGAGAUUCCUUUAGAUUUAUAGGCUAUGGUGAUGCUGAUGUGAUGUUGGCUGGAGGAACAGAAGCUUCUAUUAGCCCCUUGUCUAUAGCUGCAUUUGCAAGAGCUCGGGCUCUCAGCACUAACUUUAACUCAAGCCCUAAACUGGCAUGUCGACCAUUCCACUCACAAAGAGAAGGAUUUGUAAUGGGAGAGGGUGCAGCUGUGUUGGUGUUGGAAGAAUAUGAACAUGCUAUGCAAAGAGAAGCCAGGAUCUAUGCAGAAAUUUUAGGUUAUGGACUCUCUGGUGAUGCUUGCCACAUAACAGCACCUAAUCCAGAUGGAGAUGGUGCUUUUAGAUGUAUGUCUGCAGCAAUAAAAGAUUCUGGAAUAUGUCCUGAGGAUAUAACAUAUGUCAAUGCACAUGCCACUUCUACGCCACUAGGAGAUGCUGCUGAGAAUCAAGCCAUCAAGAGACUUUUUAAAGAGCAUGCAUACACUCUUGCAGUUUCCUCAACAAAGGGAGCAACAGGACAUCUCCUGGGGGCUGCAGGGGCUAUAGAGGCAGCUUUUACUGCACUAUCCUGUUACCAUGGAAUUUUACCACCUACUCUCAACCUGGAUAGAACCGAUCCAGACUUUGAUCUCAAUUAUGUUCCGCUAACAGCCCAAGACUGGAAAAGUGAAAAACGACGCAUUGCUCUCACUAAUUCAUUUGGCUUUGGUGGUAGUAAUGCAACACUGUGCUUUGCUAAUGUUUAGGUUACAGUGUGUAUGUGUGUGUAAAUACUAUAAAUGCAAAUUGGUAAAUGCCCUGAAAAGUGAUUUGUGGUACUUCAUUAUGUUUUGUUGUACUGUAACACUUUUUACACAUCCCUUUUUAUUCAGUCACAUUGGAGACUUGCUUAUUUUUUUCUUUUUUAAGUCUUACAGUCCUUACCUAUUUAUACUUCAGACUACAAAAGAAUGAGUAUUGCUCCUUUAGAGUCUGAUCUUCCAAAUGCUAAGUGCUUUCUUUGAUUUCAUUCACUUCACUGGGAGGUUAGGAUGCUCUGCACUUGGCAGGAUUUAGUCCUUAAUAUUGCAACUCCUGUUUGAUCAACAACCCCAUUCAUCUCAUUCUCCCCUUUAAGAUAUUGUUUGCAUUACUUCCGGUUAUGCAGAACUUUGAAAUACCAAAUUCAGCACUUUAAUUAGGAAUGUCUUAUUUUAAAAAGAAAGGUAUUAAAGUUGGAAAUGCUCUAAAAUUUUAUAUUAAAUAUUCAA